Molecule: messenger RNA, 1359 nt
Organism: Mesitornis unicolor (brown roatelo)
Lineage: Eukaryota; Metazoa; Chordata; Aves; Mesitornithiformes; Mesitornithidae
Gene: TRMT9B
Product: KIAA1456 ortholog
Exons: 3
Coding region: 1-1359 (452 amino acids)
Biological process (GO): tRNA wobble uridine modification
Cellular component (GO): cytoplasm; nucleus
Molecular function (GO): S-adenosylmethionine-dependent methyltransferase activity; tRNA binding
Source: RefSeq, a predicted model, not a curated record
AUGGAACAUGAGGCUGCCCAGCUAGAAAAGCAGCACGUGCAUAGUGUGUAUGAAAAUACGGCUGCCUACUUUAAUGAUCUGCAGAGCAAAGCAUGGCCUCGUGUUCGAAACUUUCUGCUGGAGCAAAAGCCUGGCAGUCUCAUUGCUGACAUCGGUUGUGGAACUGGAAAGUAUCUCAGUGUCAACAGCCAGGUGUAUAAUCUCGGCUGUGAUUACUGUGGACCAUUGGUAGAGAUUGCAAGGAAGAAAGAUGGUGAAGUUCUGAUAUGUGACAAUCUUAACCUUCCCUUUAGGGACCAAUGCUUCAAUGCAGUCAUUUCCAUUGGAGUGAUCCAUCAUUUCUCAACUAAACAAAGAAGAAUCAAAGCAAUAAAGGAAAUGACAAGGGUAUUGGUACCUGGAGGCCAGAUGAUGAUUUAUGUUUGGGCUAUGGAACAAAAGAAUCGUCGCUUUGAGAAACAAGAUGUAUUUGUUCCUUGGAACAAGGCCUUGUGCUCACGGCAUUUUUCAGAAUCGAAUCAAUCUAGAGAUAAGGGUGAGUUCAUGCAUGCUGUAAAAAGUCGAGAUGUACACCCUUCCCAGCUUGUCAUCUCUGAUUGCAGCUACCAAGCCAAUCUGCAGCCAGAAACUGAUCCAAAACAUUCCUACGAUGCAGACCAUUGCUUAUCCAGAGCCUGCUGCAUGAAAAUUUCUGAAGAAGAAAACAGAUUUUACAGUGCUCUAGGAAGAUCUUUUCGUUCGUGGUUUUUCUCCAGAUCACUCGAUGAAUCAGCCCUGAGAAAGCAAACUGACAGAAUGAAGCCUCUGAAGAAUGAAGGAGAAUGGGCACACAGUGCUGUGCCCAUUCAGCAUUUGCGACACUGCAGUUUGGAUUUAGGUCACCAUGGGGCACUGUUAAAGGAACAAAGUUUAGAUGAUGACGAUGUGUUUGUGGAAAGCCUGCCUCUCAAAAAACCAGAGUGCUCACCAGCCAUAGAUGCACUGAAGGAUUUAAGAUUAAAUGGAGGACACCAAAGUGUAGCUCAGAGCAAGAGUGAAGAAGCUGCAUUCAUAAGUGGUCCAGUGGAAGACUACAGCUGUGGUUGUAGUAAAGAUGGUGCUGGUAAGUCUGAUGCCAGCAAAUUUUUCAAAAGAACUUCAACAAUUGACUCCACUGACUCUGCUUUGGAUUCAGCAGUGUCUGUUGGGGACCAGACUGAGGCCACGCUGGAUACAAAAGCCUUCAUGCGUUAUUAUCAUGUUUUUCGGGAAGGGGAGCUGAGCUCCCUGGUUGAAGAGAAUGUGCCUGAGCUUCAGAUACUUUCUUCCUGCUAUGACCAUGGAAACUGGUGCGUUAUUGCAGAGAAAAGAGGAACGUAG